GCCAUUGAGGAGAAUAAAGGUUGUGAGAUUUGGUAUGUAUGGCCCUCUCUCCUGGAUUAUGGAGUGCGGAGUAGGAGGAAAAAAGAGAUGGAUAGUGUCAUAGGAAAAUGUGGAGAGAGGUGCAAGGAGGGAGGUUGAAGGGGUCUGAUGGGUUAAUGAUUCGCAAAGCGAUGAUGUUGAGGAAAAGUGCGGAGUUGCUUGUUUAUUGUUGUCGUCACGAGUCACGCACAUCCUUAUGGGAAGAUGCGUGCGACCCCGUACCCUAUUUUUACGUAUUUUUUACCAGUAAAUAAAAUUUGCAAUAGGAGUACAUUAUAGGGCAUUGCACGGGCACGCUUAAUGUUUUCUCUUCUCCCUACGUCGUUGAUGCAUGGUGCUCGUCGCGCGAAUGAAUCAUCAUGAUGCUUUCUCUCCUUGUCGUUUGGAAGAGUGGAGAGUGGUGGGUGCUGUGGGAUUUGAACACGUGUUCUCUCUCUCUCUCUCUCUCUUGCGAUCUGUUCCUCCGAAGCAGACUGCGACUCCUUGGCGCCGUAAACUUUCCCCGCUUCGCUGCCAACGGACUGGGCACCUUGGCUACCGACCGAUAUGCUAGAGUCGUUGAUCCUCUCUUCUUAUCCUUUUAGCUUGCUGUUCGGAUUUGCUUGCUCUAUAGACGUCCACGUGUCAAAGACGGAAUGAUGGGACCGGCGGUUAUUUGAGAAUAGGUCAGAGUUCGUUGGAGUAGUAAUGGGUCUGUCUGCUGUGAGUGAUGUCAAUCGUUGCCUUGGUCGAAGAGGCGGGAGGGGGAAGGAAAAUCUUUGACAAGCAGCGAAGCAGCGAAGAGUAACCUGCUGUGCUGUCGACCGUUUGAUUGGUGGAAGAUGCGGUAGAGUCGGGGACGGAGGCCAGGAAGGAAGGUUUUGAUAGAAGAAACGUAGUGACGAGUUUCACUGUGAUAUGACAAUCGUUGGCUUCGUCGAAGAGGCGGGAGAGGGAAGUUCUUACGAGAAGAACAGGAGAAGAUGAAUGAGAGGAGGAGGGGGUAAGAAGAGAAGAGGUUGGUGUUUGAUUCUUCCAAUGCUGGGACGGAGUGGCCAGUGGUGUUUUUCUCUUGCCUUCGGUGAGCCUUCGGUGAGGGAGGAGCCGGGGGGAGUAGAGUUCCAGGCUCUGUGAAAAUGUGCGUAAUCCUUCUCGUCGAGAAACGAGGUUGACUUGUGUGUUUUUUCGCGUAAGGUUUCGAUUAUCAGACUCGUUUUUUUUUCGCUUGAGGUUUCGAGUAUCGGAGUCUGGAAAGGGAGGAACGAGAGAGGGGAUUCUCUUUUUGUUCCUGUGCGAACGGAGUGUUGCUCGCUCGCGUGUCUUUUGUAUAUCGCAUGAGGUGGAGUGGAUGGUAGCUUGGGGGGCGUUCGGUCGAGCCAGCCAGGUUCUGCUGCUGUUGUCACGCGUUAGACGAGUAUUGUAGAAAUAACGUUGUCGAUAUGCUGGAUGAUGUCGAUGGAAGCAACAGCAGCAACAGCAGCAACAGUAGCAAUAACGUCAGAAGCGAUACAGCCGCUAGAUUACGUGGAAUGAUCGGGUGCAGCGCAUGAUGGCGAGUGUUUGCUGGAGACGAGAAAUGUACAAAUCAAUGUGGAGGGAGUUCUCUGGCAAUUCGGCGAGAUGCGUCUGUGCGGCACGUGUACAGAUUCCAUCGGCGAGCGAAUGGCAGAACGAUGGUGGAGUGCUACAUAGGGAGGAGAGAGAGGUUUGUGUGUGCAGGGGAGCGUCGUCGUGCUGGGGAGGUGAUAAGUUGGGCGGUAGAUUAAGGGCAGUGGAGAGUGUAAUGGUAUAUAUAGAGCGAAUGCACGGAAUUGCAAUGGGGGUGGCUGCAGGUUUCGAGAGGAGAUUGAGAAGAGAUUUGAAGAGGAGAGGAGAGCGGAGGGGGAGCGUGGGUGGCUGUUGCAGUGUGCGAUGAUUUGUGAGUGGUGCCAGCGACAUCCGUACUCUUUUCUUUCUCUUGUUCUGAAAUGAUGGCGGAGGGCUCUGAACGACGUUUGACUGGCGGAAAGGUGGGUGCGUGACGUAACCACUCCUCUGCUUUAUCUGUGCUCUUUUUGCUCUAUCUCUCUGACCGUAGAGUAGUGCACGUUUUCUCUAGUGUUUUGCUCUUUUCGGUGCAUUUUUGUUGAACAAAGGGGCCACCAAAGGCAGCGGGUGGGUGCGCGUAGGAGGGGAGGGAGGGGUGCAUUUUUGUGAACAAAGAGGCCAUCGAAGGCGUGCGCGCAGGAACGGACAAUGACUUGUGAACGUGCUUGUGUAGGAAACGUGGGAUGGCCUCUCACAGGCGACCGUUGAGUAAGCCUCCCCUGUGCUGUCCGUCGUCCUCACAUCAUGCUCUUAUGCUCCUUUGUCGUAGAAACUGACCUUUUUUCUUUUAUCUCGCUUUUUUUCUGUUCCUCUUGCUUGCCCUUCUGUAACUGAGCCAUAUUGUUUCUUCUAUCCUUGAAUGGAAUUCACUACCCCUCUGCCAUGCCAUUCCUUCGUCCUACCCCCCCGCUCUCCAUUCGUUGAUGCGUGCGUGCCCUUUCUCCAAGGGCAUGCCGCCAUUUGGAACUGUUUUGACCGAAUCUGGACGUGAUUAGGAUCAGGUGCCGCUGCUGAUUAAACGGGCAAUGUCGGUAUGCCCGAAGACUAUAGUAAUUUAUUUAGUUUUCCCUUCCUUCUCUUCGCUCCACCCAAUGUCUCAUUUUUCCUCUUCUUCUGCAUUUCGCACUAAGCUCGGCCUUUGCUUCAUUGGCCCUUCUUGGGCCUUCUCUUUGAUCCUUCCGUCCUUUGCGAAUUCUGCUCUUUCCUUAAUCUUUCCACUCUGUUGUCGGUUUCAUUUGUCCGUUUCAUGUGUCUGUGCUUCGUCGUCGACUUUUUUUUGUCUGUGCUUCGUCGUCGACUUUUCAAGCUUUUUUCACCCUGUUGAAGCACUCCAAAAUUCUCCUCCCCAUCGUCGGAUGGCGGCGAGGGACUCUAAAUGGAAGCCUUUGCCUUAUCGCAACGCGGCUGACACUUCUCUUGUCUUCUUCAUUUGCAAUCUGAUCCGUUCAUUUGCAAUUGAGUGAUGAUUGUGAAUCUAUCUUGUCGUUUUGUAGGUUUCUUGGUGCUGCCGUCUUCCCUCUCGGAGGUGUCCUCCCUAUUGUUUAGUUGCGUUGCGUUGUGCAUCUUAUCGUAUAUAUUUUGUGGGCGCCUGCCUUUCUGGGUAGCACCUGUUCGACCUGGUGUUGUUGCUACGUCUCUGGUACGUUCUUUUACACUUCGGGCUCGUCCGGUCUCCUCUGCUGCAGGUUUUCUGUUUGCCACCAGGCUUGGUUGAAAGGUCCUUCUCUUUGCUGUGAACCAUCGUUGUCGUGUGGUCCCCAUGAUGCAGACGACAGCAAUCUACAAGGAACGACGACGUUUGGAUGCAUGCAGAUAUGCAUGCGGAGGGGACUCCUUGCUCCGGCUUUCUGAGCGUAGUGUACCAGGUUAGAUAGGUGAUGAUUUUUUAUUUGCCUUGUGUUGGGGUAGUCCCUGACAUUAGUAUCUUUUUAUUUUACCAACAAUAAUGUGUGUAUAACACUCGUCGGCCACCUGGUCGGGGUGGUAGGGUAUGAUUGGGAUUGUUGUUACGAUGCUUAUUAAUGGCAGGCGCUUUCCAAAUUUGGCAGGACUCUGCUCUUAUAUGCAUGCAAUAAAGAAGAGGGACGUGA
Messenger RNA from Chara braunii, 3695 nucleotides. The record is from the annotation of a GenBank genome assembly. Lineage: Eukaryota; Viridiplantae; Streptophyta; Charophyceae; Charales; Characeae.